UUAGGCGUUACCCGUUACGCCCUGACGUCAUCGACUCGGUUCUUCCGCUGCCGGUAGAGUGAACGUGAAGUGAAGCAGAAGAAAAAAGCAGAAGAGUCUUUUUAUGACGGAGAGAGACACCGGAGAACACCCGACACCCGAGCCCGACAACUGUGAGAGUCUAUCCGCUGCAGGUGACCGACCAUGGCUGUGAACGUGUACUCGACCUCAGUGACCAGCGACAACUUAAGUCGUCACGACAUGCUGGUGUGGAUCAACGAGUCUCUACAGAUGAACCUCACCAAGAUAGAAAUGUUGUGUUCAGGUGCUGCCUACUGCCAGUUCAUGGACAUGCUGUUUCCAAACUCUGUGCCUCUGAAGAAAGUUAAAUUUGGUGCCAAGCUGGAGCAUGAAUACAUCCACAACUUCAAGCUUCUGCAGGUCUCCUUUAAAAAGAUGGGAGUCGACAAAAUCAUUCCAGUAGACAAACUGGUGAAGGGGAAGUUCCAGGACAACUUUGAGUUCGUCCAGUGGUUCAAGAAGUUCUUCGACGCCAACUACGACGGGAAGGAGUACGACCCAGUGGAGGCGAGGCAGGGCCAGGACGCCAUGCCCGUCCCCAACUCUGCCACGUCAGCGCUCAACAAACCCCCUAAAAAGGCCCUCGGUCAAGGUCCGAGCUCCGCUCCUCAGAGGCCACCAGUGGCGAAGGUAGCACCCAAGCUGGCGAACGUCAGCGCGAGGAAGCCGGGGAUGGGCGGCGGCGACGAAGAGAGGGCGGAGCUCCUGAAUGAGAUGGAGAUCCUGAAAUCCACCAUUCAGGACAUGGAGAAGGAGAGAGACUUUUAUUUUGGUAAGCUGCGGAACAUCGAGCUGAUUUGCCAGGAGAAGGAAGGUGAGGGCGACCCCACGCUGCAGAGGAUCAUAGACAUCCUCUACGCCACAGAUGUGAGUUCAUCCGAGGGCUUCGUCAUACCGGAUGCGGAGGAGCAGGAGGAGUUUUAAUAUUCAAGACUGCAGCAGCUUUUCACUUAGACGCCCUGGUCUCCAAACCACCUCGAGAUCUUUCCUCAAGCCCAGACGGCCAGUUUGGUUUUAUAUCCAGCGCCAAACUUGAUCUCGACUUGUGGCCUCCCCUCCUCCCUCCUCGCCUCCUCCCCUCCUCCCUCCUCGUCUCCCUCCUCCCCCUCCUCCCUAAACACCUGCUGGACUUCUUCCUGUAGCCUUCAGCUGCCCUACAGCACAGCUCCUUCUCUUCAAACAUCUUUAACCAAUAAUCAACAAAGCCUCGGUCACUGCCUCUUCUUCCUACACACCUGUCAGUCUGCGAGAACCCCAGCCACCCCCACCUCCACCUGAACCCUCACCUGAACCCCCAUCCUUCCCAAAACCAGAUCAAGCAGUACAUAUCUGGUUUUUGUAAUGGACUUGAGUGUGAAAAACACGGUGAUGUUCUCUGUGUGUGUGUGUGUAUACGUGUGUGUGCGCGCGUGUGCGUUUGGUCGUAUGUUUAAAAAUCAAUUUGAAACAAAUCAAACGUGAAGAAACCUCCUCGAAGACCCGGCUGUCACGUCACCGCUCGCCUUGUCCCAAACUAACCCCGGCGGUUUGCUUCCUGUUCCUGUGCCUCUCCUGUCGACACUGAAUUUUAAUCGUUUGGAGGAAAAACAUUCCCGACUAGAAGAACCAAAAUCUGACCAGCUAGUCCCCGAUUUUUAAGUCCAGCUAUGAAUGAAUUACGCUUUUUGAGACGGUCAAAUCGAAGCAGCAGCGAGCUGCCGCACACACGUAUGUAGCCGACGAGUUUCCGAGCAAACCGAACAUGUGGCGUGCACGCUGAAGGGCUCAGGGUUUAGUCUGGGACGAGGCCACGGUCGGGUCUUCUCUACGCCUUUUUGAUUUAGUCCUGUUCAGUUUCAAAAGAGCUUUUUUUGUAAAUGUAUGCCACUGUCUCAUCACAUUGUCCCUCCUCUCCCCCACACUCCAUUUUAGUUCUUCCCGUCGAAUUAAUGUUUUUUUUUUUUUUUUUUUUUUUGGGCACCUGUCAGUCAAGCUCUCAACUUUCCACAUUAGUUUUCUCUUCAGGUUGAGUUUUUCUUUCACCCCUCACAGAUCUGAAAUCAGACCUUGGUGUUCACAUCUCAGCUUCCUCUUCUCAGAACGCGUCACACAGUUUUUGUACGUUUGGUCUCUUUAAGGCGCGUGCACUGUUUCUUACACCAGUGGCCCUUAAAUCAGCCCCAGCCAUUAAAACAAAUCAGCUCCUGAAGACCGGCCACGUGACGAGCACUGUGAGCUCGAGCGCUUCGGUUCCUUCGUCAGGUGGAUUCGAUGUUACUCGGUUACUCGUUUCUUUAUUUUGGGAUCAGUGAGUUGACGUCUGCCACGCUGAGGCUGAAUCCUUUUUGUGAUUGCAACAGGUGUCUCCCCCUCUUCUUCUUUUCACACAGUUCGACCAGUUUUAAUACUAAUAUUGUAUCUGUGGAUCUAAUCUGAGACCAGUUUUUCCACUGUACUCUGUAGAAAUGUAAUUUGAAGCGACACACCCUGUUAGCAGCAAGUAAAACUUUAUCGAUGGCCUUAUUCAAAAGUUUUUUUUUUGUUUGUUUUUUUUACAUUUUACUUAAAUGUAAGUUUCUGCUGUUUUGGGGCGAAUGUUUGUACUGUUAGUCAUUUUUAUGUGUUCUGAAAAUAAACAAAACAUUGGAGGUAUUUUUGGACGAACGCUCGGAUGUGUCGGGGCGCAGCAGGCCGCCUGUCUUCCAUCAAACUGUUUCUGCUGCCAGCUGAGUUUAAUUCAAAGAUUUCUUUGUUUGUUUUUUUUCCUUCUGCAGAUUUACUAAAUCUAUUCUGUAGAUUCGAAUCGCUGACCGAGCGGCUCUCGUCAGAUCUUUAGUAUUUAAAUGUAGCGACGUGAUUGGAUAGUCGGCAGAGCUCACGCGCCUUUAACAAACACUGCCACGAGGUUGGAUGUUGCACUAAAAUCAGAGAAGGGUGCCCGGGUAUUACGUUUUUUAAAAAUAUUUUCAGGUAGUUGCUGAACUGAUCUAAACUUUGAUUUCUAAAUCUUCCUUUUUCAGAGCGUAUGCUGUUUUUCUCCAAAGAUCUGAUCUGAAAUUUGUUGAGGUGCGGAAACAUGUUUUGGUUUAGUCUCUUCCAGCACACUGGAUCUCUAAAUCCACUCGCAGUGGUGUUCUGAUUGACCGGCAGCUUUAACCUGAGAGGUUUGACAUCAGUUUUGUUCGACUGUUAUCGGACUCGUAGCCAGUUUUACUCAGUCGACCAGUUUUUGGACAGGACAAUCAUCCAGACGAGUCAACCCGUGAUCUGAGGGUCCAACACUUCACAGGGCUGUGGAGCAAAUAUAAAAUCUGACUUAAUUUAACACGAGUUGGUGCCAAAAACUGGGACACUGUCUGUGAUAAAGGGCUCGUUCGCUCUGCGGUUCAUCUGAAGCAGCUGUAACUUCACACUGAGUCAAAGCUUUCAGGUGGUUUCAUUUUGAAUCCGAUGUGCUGAAGUUCAGGUGCAACGCAACAAGAGUUCCCCAAAAUGCUCCUUAACUGUCAGGACCACCUUUGACCGCGUUUCCUCUGAACUAAAACUCCACUGCUGUGCAGAGAAAACAGCUUCCUCAGAUCUUAAUGAGCGCUAUUGAAUCAUUUUCAUCUGUUUCAUCUUUAAAGUGUCAGAAAAUAAUUAAAAACAGAGAUUCCAUGUAAAUCAGAAAAAAUGACUCAUGAGUUUCAGCUCAAACUGAAUAAACGCGCCAUGUUAACCGCGAACACUCUGACUCGUCAGGAGCUGUUACAAACGUCCUGACGCUCUUUCUUGGGGUGUGAACCCGUUGGUGAUUGUUGGGUGAGACAAAUCGUAGCACACUGAGGACGGACGCACACUUUAAACAGUUCCUCUUUUCUCUGCAUACUUCGAGCUGCCUAACAGAACAUCAACAUGUGGCGAGCUGUUCUGACGAGUGUGUCGUCGAGCCUCAGUGAACAAGUGCUUUUUUUUUUUUUUGUUAUGCAAUGUUAAAGGGGAGCAGACGUCCCCCUUUACAUCGUGGCCUCUGUACUGAACCCAGUGCCAAUGUAACCUCCUCCUCCCUCCUCGAGCUCCCCAACAGUCUGUUACUGUGAUCUCAAGACGUUUUCACGACCAGCCGCUGAAGGUUUUCCAAGUUGUGUGUUGACUCCUGUGUGGUGUCAUGAAAGUAGUAAAGACGUGUUAAUGUAAGUGUGAACUGAGAAGGACUGUGUUUGAUAUGAAACUCUGCAGAUGUUUUUUCAGUCACACACACGCGAACAAGCUCAGGUGGCCUCACACAGAAAAUAACUAAUGAGCGCAGAUUACAUCUGGAAGCAUGUAAUCAGUUUACUGUUACAUAGUCGAGGAUUACUUGAUUACAUUUUUGAUUAAAGUCUUUAAAAUACGGUAAAAACUUGGGAGAAAAAUCAGUGUUGAGUGAAGAUGAAGGUUCAAUGCAUUGAAGAUGUUUGAAGAGAGAAAAUAAAUUGAUUUGUCCAUUUUUCUUUAGAAUAAUAUGCAACAUUUUUCAUGUUUAAAUUUGAAGUAAUUCAAAAGUAAUCAGAUUACAUUUCUUUUGUAAUCCAGCGGUUUGUGAGACCCAAAUCUCUCAGAUCUGCCUGAUUUAAAUGAAGAGCGUCCAUGCUGCCGUGGAGGUUCAUGCAGGUUUGUGCGUGUGUGUGUUGGCUGAAAACGUCUGAGCAGAGUGAACUCUUUAAAGGUAACGCUGGCGGUUUGUCUUGACCUCUGACCUUUUCCUCUCUCUCUCUUUCUCAACAAUCGGUGCCGAUAAGUGAGUCCACUGUGGGCCGAGUGCCGCCCGAGCCCCUCAGCUCCUCCUCUUGUUUUUAUGUGUUUGUUAUACUCUGGUAAAUUUUCUUCAGUCCAGUUUGGUACAGACAAUAAAACAGUAUUUCCACGUCA
Messenger RNA from Larimichthys crocea (large yellow croaker), 4929 nucleotides. It is a transcript of the gene mapre1b, whose product is annotated as microtubule-associated protein, RP/EB family, member 1b. The record is from RefSeq and is a predicted model, not a curated record. Lineage: Eukaryota; Metazoa; Chordata; Actinopteri; Sciaenidae. Bases 184 to 984 code for a protein of 266 amino acids. Gene Ontology annotation, molecular function: microtubule binding. The transcript is spliced from 7 exons.